AUGGAGAUAAAUGAUGGCAGUGGGAGACAACAUACUGUUAUAUAUGUGGAUGACGGCAAGCAAUGCAUCUUCAGAGUUCCUAAGGUGCUUCAGAAACAAAACCCAGACGCAUAUACGCCUUACGUUGUCUCGAUCGGUCCUUUUCAUCAUCGAAGGAAGGUCAGCAAGAAUGAAGCUACAGAUCACCAGGAGGAAGACAAAGAGGACAAGGGUAAAGAAUAUCAACUCGUGGAACGAAUGAAGGAGAGGUAUUUGAAUGAAGUUCUCUCAUGCACGGGCAUAACAACUCUGAAAGAGUUGACUGCAAAAGUUAUUGAGAUUUCAGAUCAAAAGAAUGAUGGGCCAUUUCAGUUUGAGAAAGACGCCCGCGAUUUCUAUGCAGAACCACUUGAUUAUGAACCCCAGUACUUCAACGAGAUGAUGGUAUUUGACGGCUGCUUUCUAAUCCAACUGUUUCGAAAGUGUAGUGAUGUGCAACUUAGGGGAGGUUAUGACCCGUUGUUCAACAUGGAUUGCAUGUUCCAUUUCUUAUGCCAUGACCUUUUACUUCUUGAAAACCAACUACCUUGGUUUGUUCUCGAAACUAUAUAUAGCCUGAUCCUUGCCAAUUCCCACAGUCGACCUAGCCAUCCUCUCUCCAUUCUCAUACUCGACGCCUUCAAGCAUUUACCCUCACUGAAGCAUUGUGACUCCUAUAGAAAUCAUCUUCUUCACCGCCAUCCUCAUAAAAAGAAUUGGCGAGGUCGUGUCGACUAUGCUGACGUUCUGCACAUACUCGAUCUUAUGAGAGAUUCAGUAGUUGUCCCAAUAAUGAUGACAGAGCAGACAGAGAAGAAACCUGUACAAGCCAUCCUCGACCCCGAUGUACAUGAAAUGCACACUGCAACUGCUCUAUCAAAGGCAGGCAUAUCAUUCCGAGGCUUCAAAGCAGAAACAAGCAUAAUGGACAUACAGUUCGAAGAGGGCUGGCUUAUCUGCAAUGGAGUUCUUAAUAUUCCGCAGCUGAACGUGGGCAUGUUAUCCGAGUCAUUAUUCAGGAACCUCAUAGCUUUUGAGCAAUGCUACAGUGGGAUUUCAAAUGAAAUUACAUCUUAUGCCGUCUUCAUGGAUAAUCUGAUCUCCACCCAGCAAGAUAUGGAAUUACUUUGUAAGGAAAAAGUAAUAGGUAACUGGCUGAGUGAUGAAGAGGGUUGCAAGUUCUUCAACAACCUUUACAAGGGCAUCCCACACACCAAGUUCUACUAUGGACCUCUCUGCGAGAAAGUACAGCGACGUUACGAAAUGAAUUGGUAUACAUAUGUGGCGUCAUUCAAGACUCAAAAGCUUUCGAAUCCAUGGGCAGUCCUUGGUUUUUGCACAGCUAUUAUCCUUCUUGCUCUCCAGCUAUGGAAUAGCACAAAUAGCCUCCGGACCUUCAGGAAGGCAAACAAUGGUUUUUGA
This is a messenger RNA of Argentina anserina (silverweed cinquefoil), 1440 nucleotides long. Its product is annotated as UPF0481 protein At3g47200-like. The record is from RefSeq and is a predicted model, not a curated record. Bases 1 to 1440 code for a protein of 479 amino acids. The transcript has a single exon. Lineage: Eukaryota; Viridiplantae; Streptophyta; Magnoliopsida; Rosales; Rosaceae.